AGCAUGAACAGUGGAGUGCAUUGCCUAUUGUUUUCUCUGCGAUGAUGGUACCUGCUGCCUCCAAGUAUUUCUGGAGCUCUUUCCAAGUGGUCCUUGGCUCUUGGGCUACUCUUCUGACUAUUCUUCUGACUCCCUGGUCAGAAAUUUUGCGACGAGAUCCUGUGCAUGGCCGGUUGAUGAGAGUGAUGUUGCAUCCACUUGCGGAUAAUGGCCCCAAUGGUACUUACUGGAGGAUUCAGAAGUUUUGAAAUACGCCUGUAUCCGAUUCCAUCAAUAUGUCUCAUAAUAAGGUUGUGAAGGUCUUGGGAGAGCUCUUUGGUUUUACCCAUCAUGAGAUGUUUCUUGUGUGACACCUUGGUAACGAAAAGCCUUUAUAUAGCCCAUCAAUUUACUAACCCACCUGAUAUUAAUUUGCACAGAUUGGGGGUAUAAUUAGUCACGGAUUUCAGCUGGUUCCUUGCCUUCCCUUGCCUUGGAGAACUGCUUUUUCUUGCUCUGUGCUGUAAAACAUACACCUCAGGCUUCAGAGGAAGAAGUUGGAGCUUUCACCAAACUUAUAGAGGCCAUGGGCUUUACUGGGACACUCAAAUACAACAAAUGGAAAAUCAAAAUAGCUGCUUUGCGUAUGUACACUUGCUGCGUUGAGAGAAUCAACUACGAUGAGUUUUUUGAAAAGUGCUCCCUCCCUGACACACUCAACUCCUGGUUUUUGGUGGCACAGCUCCAUGUUUGGAUGUGUUUGGUGCGGAUGAGGCAGGAAGGCAGAGAAGGGAAGUAUAUGUGUCGCUACAUCGUCCAUUCUAUGUGGGAGGAUGUAGAACAGAGAAGCAAGAUCAUGGGGAUUGAUGCUAUUCAGAGGAAGGAGAGUUUGAGGGUUAUGACCGAAACAUUUUAUGCUGCUAUUUUUGGAUAUGAUGAGGGAAUCCUGUCAGAUGACUGUGUUCUUGCAGCAGCGCUUUGGAGGAAUCUUUUGAACAGGCAAUGUGAGGACCCGAGACAGCUCGAGCUCAUGGUCGAAUAUGUACGCAAGCAGAUGCAGUUUAUCGAUUCUCUGGAUGGGGAUGAUCUGCUCCUAACAGGAGAGGUGAAAUGGCGUCCUCUGGUGGAAGAGAAUGCACAGAGCAUACUGAAGAUGCCCAAUCCAACAUAUAAUGAUGCAGGCCUGUGAAGAACAGUAUUCCGUCAGACUACAGUACCCACAACGUCGUGGUUUGGAUACUUGAUUUGAAGACUUGACCAGCCUGGAACUGCUGCCAGUUUGCUUGAUCUGUCUGUUUGUCUCUCUCCCUUUCUCAUUAAACCAGUAUACUGUGAUAGGACUGCAUGGGCCUGUUAACCUCACUUAUAGAGAGUAUGGAGGAUUCAGCAGUUUUCUGUAUUUACACAUUUGAAGAGCUCCCAUUAUGUUUAUGCUCUUGGCCACAACUGAAGCUGUUUUGCUAUUCUCACUGUGUUGGAGGAAUGUGUGUGUGCUUAUUUGUUUGCUAAGCUCAUCAGGCCGAGUGGAAUAAGGAGCUAUUUGUUUUAAUUAUGAUAAAAUAAAGUUGUUUCUUUG
Molecule: messenger RNA, 1555 nt
Organism: Ictalurus furcatus (blue catfish)
Lineage: Eukaryota; Metazoa; Chordata; Actinopteri; Siluriformes; Ictaluridae
Gene: uqcc1
Product: ubiquinol-cytochrome-c reductase complex assembly factor 1
Exons: 8
Coding region: 566-1168 (200 amino acids)
Biological process (GO): mitochondrial respiratory chain complex III assembly
Cellular component (GO): mitochondrion
Source: RefSeq, a predicted model, not a curated record